AUGACAACUUUACAAGCAUCAAUAAAUAAAAAUGCAUAUCCUUUUUGUCUUCCAGCACCAUUGAGUCUACCAAAAAAGAAUUACAAUAAAAUAUUUGAACACCAAAGAAAAGAGUUUAGAACCAAUGAAUUAUUAAGGAGAGAAAAAAUGAAGGAAAUGAUUAAAGAGAUUGAAAAGAAUGAAAAGGUCUCAGAAAAAGGAGAGAGUAGUGGAAUUAGAGAUGCCAUGAAAAAUUUACUUAAAACAGAAAAAUGUUCUAAUUGUGAUAAAGAUAUUAUUCUAGGUACAUUUGUCUACACUUGUGAAUGUUGUGGAGCUAUGUUAUGUGGAGAAUGUAUAAAAAAGAGGAAAUAUCAAAAGAAAAAUGAAGAUAUAGUAGAUGUUACUUUAUGUAAAUAUUGUGAUUUUAUUUAUAUUGCUAUUACUGAAGAUGAAAAGUACAAAAGACAUAUAAAACAAGGAAAUGAAGAUGCAGUUUAUUUACUAAGAUGUCAAAUUAUUAAUUCAUGUAUCUCUUAUAUGGAAGAAUAUGCUACAUUAAACUUAUUUAUAAAAGAACUAAUAUCAAACUUAAAACCAAAGAAAGAAGAUGUUAAGAAGUGCCAAGAUGAAAUGAAAAUAGUUAAAGUUAAAACACAAAAAGUAUUAUCACUUGAUGGAUUUGUUGAUUCCUUUGAUCAGCCAGAAAGAAAGUCAGACCAAAUAGUAUUUAAUAAUAUUGUUAGAACUAUGAAUAUAUUUAAAAGAGAUGUAGUAUUUGAUUCAAUUAAUGAAGUAGUUAUUUGUGAGAAAAUUUUACAAGAAGUAAAUGGAUUACGAGAAACAAUACCACAAAUCAUUGGUUUUUCUAGUACUAUGAUACCAAUAACUGGUGGAACAAUUAAAAUAACUUUGACAUCAACAAACAAUGUUAAAGUAAUUAUUAAUGAAAAAGUAAUACCUUGUACUAUUGAUGGACUAACAAUGAUAGUUAAUGUCCCCCCAUCAGUUCCUGGACAAGUUAGUGUUAAUAUACAAUUAUUAUAUAAUAAAACAACAAUCGAUUUACCUGGACCAAUUAUGUAUUAUAAAGUCUCAAAAGAUCAACAAGAGAAAUCAUCAAUAUCUACUAUUGGAACAAAACAUAAAAUUAGUAUAGUUGAAUGUGAUGAAUCAAUAAGUGAUGAUCCUAGUGAAGAAGAAACAUACUCUGAUAGCACUUCUAAUAAGGACAGUGAAAGUUCUGAUGAAGAAGAAAAUGUUAUAUUAUUCAGUAAAAACAAAAAAGAAGAAAAACUUAAACAAGACAUAAUCAAUACACUCCAAACAGAAAAUGAGGAAAAAGAAAAACCAACAAUACCAACAAGAAAAAGUAAAAGAGGUAAUCCAUUUAGAAGAGGAGGAAUUAUUAAAACAAUUAAUUAUAAUGAAAUUGAACAAUGUCAAACUCAAAAUGUAAAAACAAUAAAAACAAAUAACUUUUUAAUGGAUAGUUCUAUUAAAAUUACUAUGAUUAGACCAAAAAACAUAAAAAUUAAAGAAAGGGUUAUGUUUACUAUUAAAGGAAGUGGAUUUGGAACAUCUCCAAUGGUAUUCAUUGGAAAUAAAGAAGUAAAAAAAUUUGAAAAACGAAAUGAUAAUUUAAUUAUUGGAUAUUUUCCAAUAAUUGAAGAGUCAGACGUUUAUGACUUAAAAGUAAAAAAUAAUUUUGGAGGAGAAGAAAUUAAACCAAAAGAAAUUAGAGUAGAAGAUUAA
Molecule: messenger RNA, 1734 nt
Organism: Entamoeba dispar SAW760
Lineage: Eukaryota; Evosea; Mastigamoebida; Endamoebidae
Exons: 1
Coding region: 1-1734 (577 amino acids)
Source: RefSeq, a predicted model, not a curated record